Rubroshorea leprosula is the source of this 502-nucleotide messenger RNA. NCBI's taxonomy places the organism in Eukaryota, Viridiplantae, Streptophyta, Magnoliopsida, Malvales, Dipterocarpaceae. The record is from the annotation of a GenBank genome assembly.
UUAUCCCAAAGCCAAAUUGAGAGUAUGAAUCAAAGCAGUAAGGUUAACUCUCAAGGGAAAGUGCCCUUCUCAUUUGAGAACAAAACCGGCUUCCCCAUGGUGACAAACCAGAAGAGUGCUAAAGAGGAGAAGUACUUGUUGCAGAAGCUACCUCUUCCUCCGUGUUUAUCUGAAAACACAAAAAAAUCAUUCCAUGACAUACAAAUUCCUUUCCCUCCAUGCACUUUUCAGCCUUCUCCAAGAAGUUGUUCGAGAAAAGGGCUUGAGAGGCAUGACCAAGGUGACCCUUUUUUUGGCAGCUUAUAAGGAAUGCACCAGGGCCACUCACAAGGGUAAGCUGUCCAAGAAAGGUGUUGGCUUUAGUCUGAAAAGGGCCAUGUUUGGUUUCUCUUGCAAGCAAUCUUGCGGUGUUAGGGAUGAUGAUUUGGUUUUAACUUCUCUAAUUCCGUAUUGACAAAGGAGAAAGAAGGAAAGGAAGUGGUAACAAAUGGAAUCACAUGUG